Messenger RNA from Podospora pseudopauciseta, 1908 nucleotides. RefSeq lists its product as uncharacterized. The record is from RefSeq and is a predicted model, not a curated record. Lineage: Eukaryota; Fungi; Ascomycota; Sordariomycetes; Sordariales; Podosporaceae. Bases 1 to 1908 code for a protein of 635 amino acids. The transcript has 2 exons.
AUGUUUUUCAAAGUGCCCAGAACUUAUUUCCGCCGUCAUGCUUCCUUCUGGCAAAAGUCACAAUCGAUGCCGUGGCAGCUGAGCUCUGAUCUCGAGGUGACGGAGAGCACAGUCAAGGCAGCUUUCAAUCAUCUUAUCAGUAGUGAGGUGGCCGAAGCAUUUCCGAACCACUGCUUUUGCUUUUUUAUUGACGGCCUGGACGAGUACGAGGCAAUAAUCCAGACGGACCAUGCAGAUCUGGCUGCACUACUCAACAGCUGGACAGAGGCGGGCCUUUCAUCUCGCAACAUCAAGCUGUGUGUCUCCAGCCGUGAAUACAACUCCUUCAUGAACCUGUUCUCCGACGACAGGCGGCUGCGGCUUCAUGAGCUUACUCACAGCGACAUGGUCGCCUGUGUAAGAGACAAGCUUGACCGCAUAUCUGGGUCGAAUGGUUUCGACCAGUUGGUCGAAGACAUUGUGGAGAAAGGACAGGGUAUUUUUCAGUGGGUUGGGAUUGUGUUCAAGAAUAUGAGAUACGAGAUCGACAACGCAACUACCGAGGCCCAAGAGUUCACAGACUCGCUGAAGAUGUUGCCAAGCGAGAUAAACGACCUCUACAAGCACAUAUUUGACUCUCUGCGUGAUACAAAACGUGCAUACCGCACAUUGGCAACGGCGUUGCUUCCUUUUCCGUGGAGGCCUACUCUCUUUUUCCAAGAUUAUGAGCAGGACAGGAGUUUCGUUGUAGGCAAUUCAUUUCCUGCCACGACAGAAUCAUCACGGCACAAGCUUGGUAAAACACGCCUCCGUGGGUGGUGCGGUGGACUACUCGAUACCAGAACAGUCACCCUGGGAGGAGUCCAACGGCUCUACGCUGCGCAUCCAUAUACGAUGGAAGUUGUGCAAUUUACCCACCGCUCGGUCAGAGACUUCCUUGAACACCCCGAUGGUCAACAGAAGAUGCUGGAGCUUCUUGAAGGCUUUGAUGUCUUGGACGCAAUUUCGCAAAUGCACCUCGCACAUUUACGAAUGUUUCGCGAGAAUUGCCCGGGCUUCGAUACCUCAUAUAUAUUAUUUCGUGAACGGCACAGGAAUGGCUCAGACAAAAGUCCCUACAUUUUCCUGGAAGCAUGGGAUAAAUUCUGCCCUGAUAACGACUCUCUUGAGCCCAGCCCCGGGCACUAUGACGUCCUUCUUCCAGCGGGCGACAGUGCCUAUGGGUUAGCAACUUGUGCAUUUUGGGGUCAGAGGGUGGUCCGUGACAUAAUAGAAACAGAUAUCGGGUGGAUGAACCGCUUUAUUUCCACCGGCAUCUGGUUAGGCCCAUCACGGAAAAUGACAAAUGACCCAACUGUCACCGAUAGCUCCCACAAAGUGGGGUUGCUCGCAAAUCUCAUACUUAACUGCCACAGAGAGAGAACAACUCAUGAGGAAGAAGACUUUGCCAUGUUGGACUUUCUCUUUGACAAAGGCCUAAGCGACCCAACACAUCCUGGGGCCAGCAUUAACAGGAGUCGCGAUGUUCAAGUUGAACCGGACGUGAGUGGGAUGCCUCAAUUGACCACUUGGCACCGUUUCUUACUGUAUGAGUGGAUGUAUCAGCAUGCGGAACGAGUAUGGGGUGGUCGCCUACCGCACGAGCAGCUUGACGCAAGAUUUGGAGAAGCGGUAGCGUGGUUUCUCAGAAAGGGCGCCGACCCGUACUUCUUUGCGAGAAUAGAGGUUGUCAGGUGGCCAUAUUUCAAAGACGAGCUCGAAUCAGUAAGUCGAGAUCGACAAAUCAGCGCUUAUCAUGGCCCUCUCAUCCGUCCCAACAGCCUUCGCAGCUUUCGAAAGAUAACGAUUCAGUUUCAGAAGAGGAUGGCCAAUGGAGAUACAGAACAAUUUGUUCUUAAAGAAGAGAUCCCCGCUUGUUUCCAUCUGUAG